AUGAGAUUCCUUUUUAUAUGUGCAGUAACACUUUUAGUUGGUUUGUCAAGCUGUACUAAGAGUAAAAGGGUCUCCCUUGACCUAUCUCUUCCCAGUCCUUCCCUGUUUACCGUAACAGACUACGUACUCUAUGGAGUGAGUCACAAGGCAUUUGUUCCCCAGGUUGGUAGCUCUGUAGUAUCAGUGGUGGAUAACAGAGAUACGCUUUGGACUGCUACAGACACUCAAGAAGGAUGUACAGGUGCCUACCUCUUUUCUAGGGAGGGGUUCCCCUCUCUUCUUAGUGUUUAUACAAGAGGUGCCGGAGAUGAGACCUUUUGUUUUGAGAAGGCUGGUGGAGCAUGGAAUGAAGUAGAUGAAGAACCGUUUAAUGACAGGGUAACGACAAUGAUUGGAGGAGCCGUGAAAUAUACAAGUCAAUUCGGCUCCAAGGUAAAUGGGUCUCUCUUUAAUGCCCUGGACUCUGUUGAGGACAAUGUCAGGGUUCUUAAACUCACACCCAAGAAGGGUGUUACUGCCAACAAGCUCACAUUCGACAGAGAAUUGGUCUGGGAAGAAGGAUGUGAUGUGUCUCUCAGCUCUCUUAUAUCUGGAUGGAGAGAGACCUACUCUUGCAGUACUUGUUACCAGGGAUAA
Messenger RNA from Theileria equi strain WA, 636 nucleotides. RefSeq names its product signal peptide containing protein. The coding region runs from base 1 to 636 and encodes 211 amino acids. The transcript has a single exon. The record is from RefSeq and is a predicted model, not a curated record. NCBI's taxonomy places the organism in Eukaryota, Apicomplexa, Aconoidasida, Piroplasmida, Theileriidae.